This is a messenger RNA of Colletotrichum chrysophilum, 1188 nucleotides long. RefSeq lists its product as uncharacterized. Gene Ontology annotation, biological process: transmembrane transport. Gene Ontology annotation, molecular function: transmembrane transporter activity. Gene Ontology annotation, cellular component: fungal-type vacuole membrane. The transcript has 4 exons. The coding region runs from base 1 to 1188 and encodes 395 amino acids. The record is from RefSeq and is a predicted model, not a curated record. Lineage: Eukaryota; Fungi; Ascomycota; Sordariomycetes; Glomerellales; Glomerellaceae.
AUGGAUGUCGAGAAGAGGACCGAAGCCUUCGUCUCCCGCGAUGGUGCGGCCGUCACCGGACAAGAUGGCGACGAGACAGACAACUCCAGCACUCUCCCGCCGCCCAUGACAACUCCGUACCCCGAGCCGACGUUCGAUGACCGAAAGGCAUGGAUCACCGUCGUGGCGUCUUCGUUGACGAUGUUUGUCUACCUGGGAAACGUCUACUCCUGGGGCAUUAUGCAAGUCAGACUAGUCGAGACCACAUCGUCAAGUCUGACAACCUUGACGUUUGUUGGUUCCCUCGCUACAUCGUUCAUGAUCUGCUUCAGCAUCUUGUCCGACAAGAUCUCUGUUUCCACCGCACCGAUGAGCCUAUUCAAGAAGCACAAGGCACUAGCAAUGGGCUUCGUGUUCGGUGGAGGAAGCCUCGGAUCCGCAAUCAUGAGCGUCGUAACCAAUUAUCUGGUCAAGGAUCUGGAUGUCGCAUGGACCUUCCGCAUCCUCGGCUUCAUCCUGUGGGGAGUGUCGAUGCCAGCCUCCUAUUUCCUCCCAUCGAGAAAGAGACUGGGCAACAAGAGUUCGCGCCAGCUACAGUGGUAUCGCUUCAAACAACCCCGUUUUCUCUUGCUUGUCGGCGGCACUGUCCUCGCUUGCUUCCCUCUUUUCAUUCCGCCUUACUUCAUCCCCAUCUUCUCUCGAUCGAUGGGAUACUCCAAGGAGAUUGGGGUCAUCAUUCUUGCUGCCUGGAACUUGGCGUCUACUCUCGGUCGUGUCGUCGCUGGCUGGGUGGCUGACUCAGUGCUGGGCCCUGUAGAGAGCCUCGCAAUUUGCAUGCUCUUCAUGGCCCUCAGCUCGCUGGUUGUUUGGCCCUUGUCGUCAUCGAUCGGCAUCUUUUCCAUCUAUCUUAUCUUCAACGGCAUUGGCUGCGGCGCGUUCUUCAGCCUGACCCCCAUUGCGGUUAGUUCCACCUUUGGUGGAGAGAACACGCUGAGCAUUAUCCCAGUCGUAUGGACGACUUGGUUCUGUGGAUUCUUCUUUGGAACUCCUAUUGCAUCCGGUCUCUACUCGUUGUCUGGUCGCUCAGACGGCCUCGAGGCGUUUCGUCCAGCCGCGUACUACGCCGGAGCAAUGGCACUGGCUGGGUUUGCCUGCGUUCUGGGGAUUCGGUUCACUCGGUCUAAACCGGCCCCGGAAGAGAAAGUUUGA